Messenger RNA from Carcharodon carcharias (great white shark), 3718 nucleotides. It is a transcript of the gene hhip, whose product is annotated as hedgehog interacting protein. NCBI's taxonomy places the organism in Eukaryota, Metazoa, Chordata, Chondrichthyes, Lamniformes, Lamnidae. Gene Ontology annotation, molecular function: serine-type endopeptidase inhibitor activity. The transcript is spliced from 14 exons. Bases 380 to 2629 code for a protein of 749 amino acids. The record is from RefSeq and is a predicted model, not a curated record.
UAUCAUGUGGGGGGAGAGCGAGCCCGCCACCCAGCCACCCAGAGAGAGAGAGAGAGUGAGCGAGCGCGAGCUACCUGCUAAUAUCCAUCUGGAGCUACACAGUGCACCAGGCUGAGCGCGAGCGCCUGCUGCUGCUGCUCCUCACAGCCGACAGCUCGCAGCACAAGCAGCUGCUGCUUCAACCAGUGCACUUCAGUCUCUUCUAUACAUACAGAUAACAAUUGAAAAAAAAACUUGUGUGUGCAUGUAAAUAUAUUUAUUUUAUGGCACCUUUUUUUAAAAAAAACAAGAAACUAAAUUUCUGUUUUCAGACGGUAUGAGGUGUUUUGAGUGAAGCAGGAAAAAAAAGAGGAUUUAAGAUAUAUAGCAAUAUUGGAGGAUGAAGAUGAACGCAAAAGUGUCGUUAAAGUUGAUCCUGGUACUGGUGGUGGCCGCCAACAUGCUUGACAGCGAAGCAAAGUCGCGUGAAAGGAGUGAGAAAUCUCCGGUGAGGAGGUGCCUGGAUGGGAGUGCGCCGCGCCGCUUGAAGAAGAGGGACAGAAGACUGUUGGCACUGGACGCCAGUGGGUACAUCUGUCAUAAACUCUACAGUCGGCUGUCCUGCUGCCCCGUGAACAGGCAUUUCCCGCAGUUCGUUGAUCCCAAGGUAUUUUCUGUUACAAACAACACAGAAUGUGCAAGGUUGCUGGAGGAAAUCAAGUGUGCCCAAUGUUCACCACAUGCACAGAAUUUAUUUCACUUACCUGACCAAGAAGAAGCAUCAAACAAUGAGCUAGCCUUACCCAUGUUGUGCAGAGAUUAUUGCAAACAGUUCUACUUUGCCUGCAGAAGCCACGUAGCAGGAUUAUUCCAGACCACUUCAGAUGAGUUCUGCAACCUUUAUUCAGCAAAGGACAAUGGGAUGUGUUUUCCUGACUCUCCCAGAAAACAAGUGCAAGGACCAGCUUCUAACUAUUUAAACCAGAUGGAUGAAUAUCACAAAAUGGAACAGAUCAACAGAAAACAUAAAAAAAACUGUUUCUGCCUUCAUGAAAUGAUCAGUGGACUCAGACAGCCUACUGGAUUAGUGCAUUGUGGGGAUGGAUCACAGAGACUCUUCAUCCUGGAAAAGGAAGGUUUUGUGAAGAUUUACACUGCUGAUGGAGAAUUACUUAAGGAAUCAUUUCUCGACAUCCACAAACAAGUCCAGAGUGGAAUAAAGGGUGGAGACGAAAGAGGAUUGCUAAGCCUUACAUUCCAUCCCAAAUACAAGAAAAAUGGAAAGCUCUAUGUGUCUUAUACCACCAACCAAGAACGAUGGGCCAUUGGACCACACGACCACAUUCUUAGAGUAGUCGAAUACACUGUAUCCAGAAAAAAUGCAAAUCAAGUGGAUACAAGAACAGCAAAGGUAUUGAUUGAAGUAGCAGAGUUACACAGAAAGCAUUUGGGUGGACAGCUCUUGUUUGGGCCUGAUAGCUUCUUGUACAUCUUCCUUGGAGAUGGAAUGAUUACUCUUGAUGAUAUGGAAGAGAUGGAUGGGUUAAGUGAUUUUACAGGCUCUGUGCUUCGAAUUGAUGUAGAUACUGACUCCUGCAAUGCGCCUUAUGCUAUACCCAGAAGCAAUCCAUAUUUUAACAGCACCAAUCAACCACCAGAAAUAUUUGCACAUGGACUUCAUAAUCCAGGGAGGUGUACAGUGGAUCAGCAACUCAUAGACGCUAAUGGUAAUCUGACCAUACUUUGCUCAGAGUCAAAUACCUGGAAUAAAUCAUCAGGAAGAAUAAUCAAGAUAACAAGGGGAAAAGAUUAUGAAACAGAACCUCCAGCAGUUGAAUUCAAAUCUUCUAGCCACAACCCUUUAGUAGGUGGCUUUAUAUACAGAGGAUGCCAAUCUAGAAGACUUUUUGGAAGCUAUAUCUUCGGAGGCCGAAAUGGGCAACUGAUGAGCCUUCAACAAAACCCUUUGAACAAACUAUGGCAGGAACGAAACUUGUGCCUUGGCAGUAGCACCACCUGCAAAAAUUCUCUUAGUGGUCAUAUCUCAGGAACGAUUUUGGGAUUUGGAGAAGAUGAAUUAGGCGAGGUCUACAUUUUGGCAAGCAGUAAGAGUGUGACACAAGUGCACAGUGGGAAGCUCUACAAACUGACUGACCCCAAAAGAGCUUUGGUUCCAGAAGAAUGUAAGAGAUCAAUGCAGCCUCCACAACCAGUAGCAUCAGAGUGCUCACAUCAUUGUAGGAAUGGACAUUGCACUCCAACAGGAAAAUGCUGCUGUAUUCCAGGCUGGGAGGGAGAGUUCUGUCGAGUGGCAAAGUGUGAUCCAGUAUGUCGGCAUGGUGGCGUGUGUGUGAGGCCUAAUAUGUGCUUAUGUAAGGAGAGCUACACCGGACCACAGUGCGAGCAAGUGGAUAGAAACAUUCAAAGAGUUGCAAGGGCAGCAGUUUGCCAGCAGCCCAGAAAGGAUGGGAACUGCAACAUCCCUACAAGACGAUGGUUCUUUAAUGUGGAAACCAGGCAGUGUGAACAGUUUUUCUAUAACGGUUGCCAGGGUAACAAAAACAGAUUCAGCUCACAAGAAGAAUGCGUAAAAACCUGCUUACCAAGAAACUAUCAAGGCACAGGACUGAUACAAGGGAUGGAUAAAUAAGCUCUUGGCCAGCCACCUUUUAGUUUCUUCCACACAGAGAAAAAGAACAAAUGCAUUUCAAGAUAAUUUUUACUUUUUUGAUGUAUAUUUUACAUGGGACUAAAAGAUUUUAAAACUCAAAAAUGGGAAAACAGGUUACUUCAGGUUUUUAUUGUCUAACCUUAAAUUUAUUUUAAAAUGAUGUGUAAUAUCUGAAAUGAGAUUUUAGAAACCGUGAUAUCUAAGAAAAGUGGUCAGAAAAGUGCGUAAGCUCAUUACUGGUCUGUCAUUCAUCGGAUUCUAAUUGGUGUACGUAGAUUUAAAAAAAGACAUUUAAAUGUAUAAUUUCUUUUAAAAUCUAAUAUAUUGUUUAUGUAAAUGCAUGCUUAAUGUCCUCAAGAAUACAGUAUUAUACUGUGACCAUUGAGCUGAUAAAUUGUAUUUUUAAACAUAACCUGUUACGUACUGUAUUGCAUCUGUUAUUAUGCUAUGUGUAAACAACAAAUAUGCUAAAGUAUAUUUUUAAUACAGUAGCUGCAAAAACAUUUGACCACUGACAGUUCUCUUGAACUACUAUGGCUCGCUUUGUGGGCCCAUAUCUAGAUGUUCAUUAAGCUGUAAUCCAGUGGUGAAAGGGGAGUUAUUGAUGUUAAUUUGACGAAGGAACCAUUGGUGCCUAGUACUGUAUGUUUGCCAAGGCCAACAGUGAACAGGUUAUUAUUAUAAGUGUGUUUUUUGAUGCUUGGAGAUGAGCUCUCAUACUGCUGCUGGAAAGAUAAGAUUUUAAUUUUUUUCGUCUCCCUGUCCUCAUCCAUUUCGCUUCUCAGCAAACCCCAGCACUUUUCCAUUAAAAGAAAAAUAUCCUGCUAAGAUCCAUUUUUUCUCCUUGUAUCAAUUUAACCAUGCAAUACUCUAUGCCAGAUUUGUAUUAAUGUAGAGUUCUGACCCCCAUACCUUUUGGAAUUUGCCAUGUAUGUUCAGCACUUAAAUGCAACAAUUUAACUGUGAACUUGAGUACAGAACAUGAGAAGAAACAAGUUAAUCUGUGAUUAGGUGAGGCAUUUUCUGGAAAUAGUUAUGCAAAGAAUUAUUAAAUGUGUUGUGUCAAAA